Molecule: messenger RNA, 1365 nt
Organism: Peromyscus leucopus (white-footed mouse)
Lineage: Eukaryota; Metazoa; Chordata; Mammalia; Rodentia; Cricetidae
Gene: Prr27
Product: proline rich 27
Exons: 7
Coding region: 196-1245 (349 amino acids)
Cellular component (GO): extracellular exosome
Source: RefSeq, a predicted model, not a curated record
CCACAUUCUGUCUGCUACAUUCUCUGGUGGCCUCACUUCUCCCAGACUUCAUCCUUGAUAAUUUAAAAUAUUAUCCUCAUAGCUGAUACAAUUCUUCUGCCUUUCUACACCGGCCAAUAUCUGGCCACUUAAGACUCUGAAAUGAAUGUUUGCUUCUGUUUCCUCUAAGCAUCCGGGUCUCAAAGGUCAAUCAAAAUGAAGCUGCUUCUUUGGGCCUGCGUCAUGUGCGUCGCUUUUGCAAAGAGGAGGCGUUAUCCCUUCAUUUAUAAGAAAUCACCCUCACCCAGUGAAGAGGAUUACUAUGGAAAUCGCUACCCACUUACUCCAUCUCUCAAUAUCCCAUUCGGCUUAUGGAAUGAUAAUUUACCACCUUUCCUUUUGCCUCCUCUUGACGCUCACCAAGGAAAUGCCAUCACCAAAUUCUCUGGAAAUCCUGAAGCUGAGAGAGGGCUAACUCCAUACCCUUGGAUUCCUACUUCUUCUAAAGUUCGCUAUAUAUACCAAAACCCUAAUUAUCCCACAGACCCCGCAGCAGCUGCUCCUCCUCCUGCUCCUCCUCCAGUGCCUCCUCCCAGGGCAUACCCCUUUGUCAUACCUCCAAAGAUUUCUGUUUCAUCUGUUGCAGCCGAACCUGCAGCAGCGCCCCCGGCAGCAGCGCCCCCUGUAGGCGAGGGUCUGGUACCUGAGUUCUCUAUGGACAAAACUAUUUCAGGCCUGCCUCCUGCGAUCAAACUUGAACCACCACCUGCUGAACCCAAACCUCCCGCCUCGGAGCCCGCCCUAGGCCAGUUCGGUGCUGGUGCGCCUGAGACCGCUCCAGCCCAGUUUGGUGGACUUGAACCUGCUCCUGCCCCAUCUGGGGCCGCUGAGCCUGCUGCCACCCAUCCCAUGAUACCUGAGCCCGCUCCACCCCAAUCUGUGGCUGCAGCCCAGGCUAUCCCAGGGGAAACCCCUGCAGACCAGUCUGCUGAAAACAAACCUGCUUCAGGUGAGCCUGCUGUCGCCCCGCCUGUACCAGUUGAGCCCGCUGCAGGCCAGGCUGCGGAAGCCAAGCCUCCUGCAGCUGAGGCUGCUGCAGCCCAAGCUCCUGCAACUGAACCUGUUGCUAUUGCGGGCCAGUCUGUGGUGGGAAAGCUUAUUCCAGCUGAACCUACUGAAGCGAAAGUGGAGGCACCUGAGCCCGUUGAGGCCAAACCUGGUAGCCAAGAGCCGCAGCCUUUUCUGUUUUACCAGGUAGAGAAGUGAGAUUUUCUGGAGAAGAGAGUUUCUAUACCGAUGAACAAAUCAAAGAAAUCUAAAUGUUCUUUCUUUUCUCGACCAAUAGCUUACUAUGUUUUAUUAAAACUAUCAGUCUCUCCAUAGUGA